Plasmodium malariae is the source of this 1560-nucleotide messenger RNA. Its product is annotated as conserved Plasmodium protein, unknown function. The transcript has a single exon. Lineage: Eukaryota; Apicomplexa; Aconoidasida; Haemosporida; Plasmodiidae. The record is from RefSeq and is a predicted model, not a curated record. Bases 1 to 1560 code for a protein of 519 amino acids.
AUGGUCAAGGCAAAUAUAUGCUCGAGCACCGGAAAUGCAGAAAAAAUAAUUAGUAAAAAAAUAAUAGAAAAAAAAUAUGAGAAAAGUAAGAACAUUGAUAAUAACCAAAAAUUUCCCAUCAAAAAUAAAUAUGCAAUUAACAAAAUAGAGAAUAAUAAAAUCAAUGGGAUUAACAGUACAGGUACUUUUAAUAAAUUAAAUUCUGCCAUCAGAAGUUAUGCAAAUGAAGGUGUUCUAAAUAAAAAAGGUAAUGAAGCGAACAUCCGUAGUGAAUCGAACCACCACAAAGAGGAUAGCAAAAUAAAUUAUGAAAUUAUUAACAGUAUUAGUAAGAACUUAAAUCAUCAAUUAAGUAGAGGUGUAGGUGACGACUAUGUGAAAAGUCUAAUAACUCAAGUAAGUUAUAGUCAUCUUUUUACCCUCCUAAAAAAUAUAUUAACGUACUUACCAUUUUCUAUUAAUGAUUAUCUUAUCGGUACCUUAGAACUUAAGGAAGUCAUAGAUAGCAAAUAUAAUACAUGUUUUCAGUUAUAUGAUAAAAACGAACUGAUGAAAUAUAUAUAUGAAAAUGAGUCUAAAAACAUAGUAGAUAAUAAAGUAUAUAACUUAUUUAAGAAAUAUAAAAUAAUGAAAAAUAAAAAAGGAUUUAUAAAUCAUUUACAUGUUUUAAAUUUUAAAGAAAAUUCAAACAAUCCUAAUCUUGAGGAAUUAAUAAUUCAAAAAUCAAGAAUUUUUAUAUAUAAAAUCCAUUCUUUUAUAGAAGGAAGACAAUUAAAUUUAUCAUAUAUAUACGAAAUAUGUUAUGGGUUAUCAUACAAAACAGAAACAUUCUUAUUAUCUGUUUUUAUAUUUGAUUGUUACAUGCACCGUAUUAAUGAAAUGACUGAAAAAAAUCAUUAUAAAAAAAUUAAAUUAUUAGUUAUCAUAUGUUCAGUUUUAUUAGCAUUAAUUAAAACUCAAGUGUUUAAUGGAACAAGUAUUAUGUAUUUAAAUGACAUACUGUAUUUUGUAAAUAAAUUUAGAAAUAACAAAGUGAACUAUACAUGUAUAGAAAUUUCAAAUAAACAGAUGGAAAUAUUAAAAUUAUUACCAAUCAAUUAUAAUAAUUAUUGGACAUAUUCUGAAUUAACUUAUGUCUAUUUUAUUAAUUUAAAAAAUUGUUCAAAGAAAUAUCCUGCAAUCAAGAUAUAUUAUAUUUUUUUGGAACAUUUUGGAUUUUUAUAUUUUAUUUUUGAUGUAAUUUAUGCUUAUUCCAUGUACAUAACAGCAGUCGGUUCGUAUAAGCUCAUACCACCUAGUAGAAUUGUUUCUACCAUUAUUUUGUAUUUUAGUAAUGCCUUUUAUAAUCGAAUGAGUAAUAGCUUGAUUUUUCAAGAAAAAUUUUGUGAAGAAAUUUUCCACUUACCUUUUGCAAAUGAUUUGUUCAUGUGGUCAUAUCUUUUUUUGGACAACUUUAUUUAUUUUUUUGAAAAUUGUGUUAUACCUAAUAAAAAUUAUUCUUCCAUAUACUCCAUUUUUUAUGAAACGGGGCGUAUGCUGAACAUCCACACGGUUUUUUGA